UGGGAGCAGCUAGGGUUUUGGGUACGGGUUCUCCUCCAAUCAGUGGUAACACGAAUCUUGGAAAUGUCGAUGAUGCAACGGAACGGACGCAGCAAGAGCGUGUUGAAGCGUUCGAAGAAGUACUUGGAGGAAGCGCUUUACGUGAAGCUCUUCAGAGAUGGAAGUUCCCAACUCAACGUUCGUCAGAAUCUCAACAACUUCAUCAAAAGCGGAAAGCGCGUUUACAAAUGGGAGGUUGGCGACACCCUCAAGAAGCUUCGCCACCGCAACCUCUAUCAACCCGCUCUUAAGUUGUCAGAAACCAUGUCUAAGAGGAACAUGAACAAGACUGUCAGUGACCAUGCCAUUCAUCUCGACCUGCUUGCGAAGGCCCGAGGAAUUACUGUCGCUGAAAAUUAUUUCGUUAAUCUCCCGGAAUCUGCUAAGAAUCAUCUAUGUUAUGGUGCCCUUCUGAACUGUUACUGCAAGGAAUUGAUGACUGAAAAGGCUGAAGCUCUUGUGGAUAAGAUGAAGGAGCUUAGCCUUCCUUUUAGCUCCAUGCCUUGCAACAGUCUUAUGACUCUCUAUACAAAAGUAGGGCAGCCAGAAAAGGUUCCAUCCAUCAUACGGGAAAUGAAGGAUAGCAAUAUCAUGCUGGAUACUUACACGUACAAUGUCUGGAUGAGAGCUCUUGCUGCUGUUAAUGAUAUUUCUGGUGCUGAAAGGGUUCAUGAAGAGAUGAAGCGGGACGGUCGAGUCACUGAAGAUUGGACUACCUAUAGCAACUUAGCAUCACUUUUAGUUGAUGCUGGCUUGUUUGAUAAGGCAGAGGUGGCCCUCAAGGAAUUGGAGAAGAGAAAUGCUUUCAAAAAUCUUAAUGCUUACCAGUUUCUAAUUACAUUGUAUGGGCGAACGGGUAACUUAUUCGAGGUUUAUAGGGUCUGGCGUUCACUGAGGCUGGCAUUUCCCAAAACUGCAAACAUAAGUUAUCUUAAUAUGAUUCAGGUGUUGGUUAACUUGAAAGAUCUCCCAGGAGCAGAGAAAUGUUUCCGGGAGUGGGAAUGUGGCUGUCCCACUUAUGAUAUUCGAGUUGCAAAUGUUCUGAUAAGGGCAUACACAGAAUUAGAUAUGCUGGAGAAGGCUGAAGAGUUCAAGGAGCGUGCUCGGAGAAGGGGUGCCAAGCCUAAUGCAAAAACCUGGGAAAUCUUUUUGGAUUACCAUUUGCGGAAAGGAGAGGUUAAGUUGGCAGUGGAUUGUCUAGACAAAGCAAUAUCAAUUGGUAGAGGGAAUGGUGAGAAGUGGGCACCAUCGUCAGAGAUCAUUGAUUCGAUGAUGAGGCAUUUUGAGCAAGAGAAGGAUGUUGAUGGUGCAGAAGAAUUUCUAGAGAUCUUGAAGAAAUCUGUGGAUUCCCUAGGGGUGGAGGUGUUUGAAUCCUUGAUCAGAACUUAUGCAGCUGCUGGGAGAACCAGUUCGGCUAUGCAACGGCGAUUGAAGAUGGAGAAUGUGGAGGUGAGUGAAGACACCAAAAAGUUACUUGAGGCAAUUUCUGUGGAGUGACUCAUGAUGCUUUCAUCCUUCAAUUUUUGAUUGUUGUAAAUUGAGAUGCUGUGGUCUAUCAGCACAUUUUGCUUUGGUGAUAGAAUUUGGUAUUUCGAUUUAUACAUUUUGGAAUGGCGAAUGCUGUCAAUCAUUGAAGGCCUCCUCUUAUUUGAUUAUUGAAUAAUGAAAUACUGGGAAGGAGCAUACAUAAAAGUGCUUCACCAAUGGGAUUUAAGUGUUUGGUUUCGCGUGAA
Messenger RNA from Cajanus cajan (pigeon pea), 1772 nucleotides. RefSeq names its product Tetratricopeptide repeat (TPR)-like superfamily protein. NCBI's taxonomy places the organism in Eukaryota, Viridiplantae, Streptophyta, Magnoliopsida, Fabales, Fabaceae. Gene Ontology annotation, cellular component: mitochondrion. Gene Ontology annotation, molecular function: protein binding. The record is from RefSeq and is a predicted model, not a curated record.